AAAAAGAGAAAGGUUACUUCUUCUUUACAUGUUGAUCCUCUUUCCUCAUAACAUGUAUAACAUUAUCUUAUUUCUCUUGAUAUUAGUCACUCCGUUUACCCUGCAACAACAGCAGAUAGACACAAGUCAGCUACCAGGAGCGCUUUCCCAGAUACCCUUGAGUGAUGGCAUGUCAGCCACUGUUCAGUUUGUACAGUACUCUGAUCAUUUAUCCUAUACGCUUUACUUAAAUCCUAAUAAUGUGCAAUAUUGGAAUACGAGCAUUUGCUUAGCUUGGAUUGUAGGAACUCCCUCCCUUCUGCUAGACUCUACUCAUCAAUGCAGUUUUAUGAAUGACACAAGCAGCAAAGCGUGUAUACCCGACAUUCCUUCUAAUCCAUGCAUAACACCUAUCAAAUUACCAGAUGCAUGCUCUAAUAUCGAAACACUCUCAGGCUCUUAUCCGCUCACUUCUAGUAGCUAUACUACAACAACGCCGAUCAUUUCCGUAAAUAGUACAAAUACUCAAAUAUACCCAAAUGCAAGAAAUACGGUAGCUGGUAAAUCUGUUUUGAUAUCCCUGACAGAAAACUUGAACGGAACACAGCAGCAGUUUGUCAGUUGUUCAAACAUUAGAUUGGGCAAUGGAACGUCAAGUAAUUUUACAUAUUAUCCAGUUAACAAUGGCACCAUUCAAUUUCCAAAUCAUGCUUCCAGGAGAUUAUUAUCUCCUAUUGUUUUAUUGCCCUUUAUUAUUACCCUUUUCAUUCAUACCUUAAACGUGAUAUUCAAAUAAGGCUGGUUUAAUCAACCCAUGAAAUCAGCUGCUUCUAUUUGCACAAACAGAGGGCUUAAUAUUCCCCCAUUAAAGCAUCUUCUCUCCUCCUUAAAGAACUCUUUAAGAAUACAAUCUAUAUUUAUGCAGAGAAAGAAAAUAUCUUUUUAUUUAUAUAAAUCAAAUACAUAAAACUCUUGAUUUUUAAUCAAACAGGA
This is a messenger RNA of Rhizopus microsporus ATCC 52813, 972 nucleotides long. RefSeq lists its product as uncharacterized. The record is from RefSeq and is a predicted model, not a curated record. NCBI's taxonomy places the organism in Eukaryota, Fungi, Mucoromycota, Mucoromycetes, Mucorales, Rhizopodaceae. The coding region runs from base 53 to 775 and encodes 240 amino acids. The transcript has a single exon.